CCGUUUUCCAUUCUACCCGCUUAUUCUUUUCUAUGGGUUUAAAUCGUUUUUUAACUAAACAAAUACUGUAAUUAAAUGCAAAGAACAGGGUUAUUGUUUAAUUCACACACGUAUUCAGCAACUGUGGCCUGUUAGGGCGUGUUUUGUUAAUAUGUCAGCAGUAAGGUCAGUUACUGGAUUGGGCUCAAAGUGCUGUAAUAUGUAAUCAGACAGAAAAACAAUCUGCCAAUGCUUUUGUUUUCUACACUGGGGCAGCGAGUGCCUUUUCUUGCAGCAGGUAUCUUGGCUUUGAGAUCGAAGGCAGUGCAAAGACGAGUUUCCAGCAUGAUGUCUUCAUCCCAUCCUGUAGCAGCAGUCUGUCAGGUGACCUCCACCCCUGACAAAGAAGCCAACUUUACUGCAUGUAAGCGACUGAUUGAGCAGGCCAAAGAAAAUGGGGCAAGUAUGAUUUUCCUGCCUGAAGGCUUCGAUUAUAUUGGCUCAAGCCGAGAGGAGACGCUACAGCUCUCAGAAAGCCUUGAUGGCGACAUCAUAACUCGCUACACCCACCUGGCCAGAAAGCUGGACGUGUGGCUGUCUCUGGGUGGAUUCCACGAAAGAGGUCAUGAGUGGAAAUCUGAUCAACGAAUUUAUAACAGCCAUAUUAUCAUUGAUGGACAAGGUAAGAUUGUGUCCGUGUACAGGAAGGGACACUUGUUUGAUGUUGAGUUGACGGGUAAAGGUGUGUCUCUUAAAGAGAGCGCUUUCACUAUACCUGGACCUCGCCUGGUUCCUCCGGUCCAGACUCCCAUCGGAAAGGUUGGUCUUGGUGUGUGUUAUGAUCUUCGUUUCCCUGAGCUGUCGUCUGCUCUACAGAGACAUGGAGCAGAGAUCCUGACAUACCCUUCAGCCUUCACUGUGGCAACAGGAAGUGCCCACUGGGAGGUGCUUCUUCGGGCAAGAGCGAUUGAGACGCAGUGUUACGUUCUUGCCGCGGCACAGGUCGGAGCUCACCACAGCAAGCGAAUGUCGUACGGACACGCCUCAGCGGUCGAUCCAUGGGGUUUGGUGAUCGGUGACUGUGGGGGUACUGAUGUGGGCAUAGCCAUGGUUCAGAUUGACCUACAGGGACUGCGAGACAUCAGGAGGGACAUGCCAGUGCAACAGCAUCGAAGAGAAAAGGAAUAUUACUGCAGUUUGGAUUGAAUUACUUGUUGGACCGAUCGAUUAGAAGAAAUUAUUUUACAGUGACCCCAAUAAGUAUUUGGAAAAUGUUGGACACAUAAAUCAUUUAAGUCAAGUGGCAUCUGCAAAACUAAAAUUUUUCUUAGCCAUUUUAGGAAUGAUUUUAACUAACUAGUCAAUUCCUCUCAAAGUCAGUUUGACAGCCAGAAAUUGUCUAAAUAUCUUUUGUGGUCAUUUUCAACAGUAUAUCUAUUAUUAAAUCCAAAAGAGUUCUUAUUGUAUAAUUAUAUGUAUAUACAUGUAAAUAUAUAUUGGAUAUACUGUAUAUGCUGUAAAUGAGAACUGCAAAAAGUUGAUGAAAAAUUUUGAAAAUUACACUUUCCCUCAUAAAUGUAUAUAAACUGAAAACUAAUAGUUAAUGCCCUUGUUGUUUGUCAAUUUUGUUUUACCCACCUCUUUUUAUUAAUAUACUAUACUGCCCUACAAAUCUAAAACAACAAUCUAUGUGAACACUGAAGUUUUUUGUGGACUACAGAAUAGUAUCUCUCGGUUUUUUAAUCUUAACAUAGUUUAGCCAAAACUGACUGUCACAGGAUAAAUCAGAGAGAUCCGAUUUUGGUCAUUUUUGGCAAUACGCGUAGUUACUGUGUUUUGCCAUUGCAUUGCAGUAUAAAGUAUUAAUUCCAAUAUUAUUUCAUUCAUUAUUACAUUAUCGAUUAUACAACUAUUAUAUAUUAUAAAUAACCAGUUAGCUUUUUAUUGCUCCAUUCUUUGCUUUUGUAUAAUGUUUUACAAAUUUGUUUUUUUUUUUAAAUAUAUAUUGUUAUAAUAAUAGACACACAUUAUUCUACUAUGUGUAUACAGCCACAUCUAUGGCAAGUGCUACAGGAAGUGUGGGGUGAAAUGUCACCUGAGUAUCUGGACAAACUGACAGCUGUCAAUGCUGCUUUUGAUGAGAACUCUUUGAAGUAGUUACAUUUUUUUCAAAUUGUAAUAGUAAUUUUUCACGUUAUUAAUGUCCUGACUAUACAUUGUGAUCAGUUGAAUGCCACUUUGGUGAAUAAAAGUACCAAUUUCUUUCCAUAA
This is a messenger RNA of Myxocyprinus asiaticus (Chinese sucker), 2250 nucleotides long. RefSeq names its product nitrilase 1 (gene nit1). Lineage: Eukaryota; Metazoa; Chordata; Actinopteri; Cypriniformes; Catostomidae. The transcript is spliced from 6 exons. The record is from RefSeq and is a predicted model, not a curated record. Bases 229 to 1185 code for a protein of 318 amino acids. Gene Ontology annotation, molecular function: hydrolase activity, acting on carbon-nitrogen (but not peptide) bonds, in linear amides.